Molecule: messenger RNA, 3596 nt
Organism: Puntigrus tetrazona (Sumatra barb)
Lineage: Eukaryota; Metazoa; Chordata; Actinopteri; Cypriniformes; Cyprinidae
Gene: slc9a3.2
Product: solute carrier family 9 member A3, tandem duplicate 2
Exons: 16
Coding region: 140-2710 (856 amino acids)
Biological process (GO): regulation of pH; proton transmembrane transport; sodium ion transport
Cellular component (GO): brush border membrane; apical plasma membrane
Molecular function (GO): sodium:proton antiporter activity
Source: RefSeq, a predicted model, not a curated record
CUCAGCCCGGCAGAGCAAGGAGAAAGACCACAGUCACUUGACUACAUGGUUACAGCAUCAUUAACAGCUAAUAAAUGCAAGUAGGCACAAGCAAAAAGUGAAAUACGUAUAACGUUCCUGUGAUCAACAAAAAUCUGCGAUGGCGAUUCUACAGCAGUUUGCACUUCUGGCAUUAUUAAUCAUUUUCUGCACUUCAUGCAAGGCUGGUACAUUAGAAGUAAAUAGUGCUGAAGUAGGCCUUAACUAUUCUUCGAAGGCAUCAGCCGCUGAGGAUACUGGUACCUCUACCAACGGUUCCACCGGUGGACAUGGCACUUCGGUAAUCACUACAUUACCUAUUGUCAUCUGGAAAUGGCCUCAUGUGGAAACUCCAUACCUGGUGGCCCUCUGGAUUUUGACCUGUUGGCUCUGUAAAUUAGUUUGUGAACUGAAUCACAGCAUCACCAGUGUGAUCCCAGAGAGCGGUCUGCUCAUUAUCCUGGGCUUUGUUUUGGGAGGAAUCGUCUGGGGAGCAGACAAGGCGCAGACUUUCAAACUGAUCCCCGUCAACUUCUUCUACUACUUGCUUCCCCAGAUCGUCUUGGAUGCAAGCUACUGCAUGCCAAACAAACUGUUCUUCAGCAACCUGGGAGCCAUUCUGGUCCAUGCUAUUAUCGGGACGUGCUGGAAUGCGGGCACAGUUGGCAUUGCACUAUGGGGCUGCUAUGAAGGGGGUGCAAUGGGGAACUUGAACAUCGGCCCUCUACAGUUCCUGCUGUUUGGUGCACUAAUGUCUGCCGUGGACCCUGUGGCAGUGAUUGCCGUGUUUGAGGAAGUGCACGUGAAUGAAGUGCUUUACAUCCUGGUGUUUGGAGAGUCGCUGCUCAAUGAUGGCGUCACAGUGGUGCUUUAUAACGUGUUUGAUGCAUUUGUGUCUCUGGGGGGCCCAAAGAUCAACGCCGCAGAGAUUAUCAAAGGAAUAGUUUCAUUCUUUGUUGUGGCAUUUGGAGGCUCGUUUCUUGGUGUUGUGUUUGCCAUCCUGAUAUCAAUGCUGACCAGGGUCACCAAGAACGUCCAGGUCAUCGGAGCCGGCUUCAUCAUCGUGCUUGGCUACUUGUCUUACCUGACGGCUGAGAUGCUCUCCCUCUCUGCUAUACUUUCGAUCACAUUCUGCGGUGUCUGCUGUCAGAAGUACAUUACCGCAAACAUGGAUGAGAAAUCUGUCACCACGCUACGUUACUCUCUAAAAGUGUUGGCCAAUGGCUCAGAGACAAUGAUCUUUGUCUUUCUGGGAGUUUCAGCUAUUGACAAAAACAUUUGGGUGUGGAACACUGGCUUCAUCCUCCUCACAAUCCUCUUCAUUGUUGUAUUCAGGUUCAUGGGUGUUUUCUUCCUCAACUGGGUGCUGAAUCAGUCUCGCUUAAUUCCUAUUGACCUCACAGACCAGUUUGUAAUGGGCUACGGUGGCCUGCGAGGAGCAGUGGCGUAUGGACUUGCAGCCUCUUUAGAUGAGAAGAAGAUCCCAGAGAAAAAUCUAAUGCUUGGUACCACGCUCAUUGUAGUGUAUUUCACUGUCAUUCUUCAGGGGAUCACCAUGAAACCACUGGUCCAGUGGCUGAAGGUUAAGAAAGCAACUCAGUCGGAUCUGACUCUAAAUGGAAAAAUUAACAACAGGACCUUUGAACACAUACUGACAGCAAUGGAGGACAUCUGUGGCCGAAUGGGAGACAACUGGUGGACCAGACAUUGGAACUAUUUUGAAGACAAGUAUGUCUGCUGGCUGCUAAUGAAGAGCGAUGCCAGAAAGCACAAAGACCCAAUCUUUGGUGCCUUCCACAAACUCAAUCUGGAGGAUGCCACAAAAUAUGUAACUGAGGGUGAAAGCAAAGGUUCUCUGGCUUUCAUUCGUAAUUGUGACAGUGCAUCUGUAGACUUCAAGAAGAAGCUUGCCUUAGAGUAUGCAGACAUCAUGCCCGAUAUCAUGGCUGACAUGUCAGAAUAUGAUUUUGGCAUUGACAAUGUUCCAGUGACCUCUGUCAUGAAGAAUCCGAUUCCCUCUGUAUCCCUGAAUAUCCAUGAGCUAGACAAGAAAAGCGUGUCUGAUGACCUCAAUGCCCAUCAUAUACUAGAUCAGCACCUGUACAAGAGCAGAAGAUAUAACCGUCCCACUUACAGCCGCAGUCACUAUAACACCUCCGAGAAUCCAGAUGAAAUGCAGGAGAUCUUCCAAAGAACUAUGAGAAGCCGCCUUGAGUCCUUCAAAUCGACUAAGAUGGGUGUCAACCCCGCCAAAAAACUCUCCAAACAUCCUAAGAAGGAUUCAACACAUAAGCCUAAUGGAAAGCCAGCAGACCCACACAGAACCCAUCCAUAUGGAGAUGAAGAUUUUGAGUUUUCUGCGGACAGCGCCUCUAGUAGUGAAAUUGCUGGUCACUUCCCUAGAAGAAACACAAGCACACCUGGUGCUGGUGUCGAUAAUCCAGCGUUCAUACCCGAGAUGGACACGUCUCCACCCAUGCGAAACCCACCUUGGCAAACAGAGACAGGAAACAACACGGCUGUGGCACCUUCCCAGAGAGCUCAGGGUCGACUGCCCUGGACGCCCACCAACCUGAGACACCUAGCACCGCUGAGAAUGAGCACCCGCUCCACAGACUCCUUCGCGAUGGCCGAUGCUUCAGUUGAUGACGAGACUCCUGAGGAAAAGCCCGGAGCACAUACUAGAUUGUAAUCUGAUAUAUUUCCAUCCACCAGCAUUCACCUGCCAAACCUGCGAUUAGGUUAAUCCUUUAAAACCGAGACUACGUUUCAUUUGAGGCAGUUAAUAUGUCAUGAGCCUAGAGAUUAAGGAAUCAUAGUGUUGAUUCAUCAUAUAUCUUUAAAUAAUUUAGAAACACGUGCAGCAGUAACCUGAAGUCAUGCUGCUGCGGGUUUCUUCUCUGUAAGGCUUUAUCUACUUACAUGAAAAAUCGAAGGGAAGAAAAGAAAGAAGAGACGUUGUCAAUGAAGUACUUAUGUGUGUGGUCACGGAGUGUUCUUGAGGGUUUCUUUAUACAAAUCCACGUUUUUGUGGAAGCUGUUAUGGCACUUUAUCACUAAAGAAGUGAAUGCUAGAGAAUAGAAAACACUGAGCUCAAAAGACAAAAUCAUUAUACUCAUAUUUUCUUUACGAACUGAGUGACAAAUGAGAACUAAGAAGCAACUGCUUCUGUGCUCAGGCACAUCUUGAUAUUUUUUGACCUUGAAUAUGUUGGUCUAUAUACAUUUUUAAACUCAGCGUGUUGUGUAUUUAUUAUUGCAUAGCCAUUCUGUGGGUGCUUCUUUGUAGUAUCACAAUAUCUGUUCAUGCAUUUCUGUAAUCUACAAUGAUUUAUUUUUGAGUUUUACUCAAAGCUUUUUUAGUCGAAUGAAGACUAUUAAAAUGUAAGUCAUUAAAAAUAAUAGUUUAACAGUAACUUAUUCAUGUAUACAUUUCUUGCUUUAUGAGAACUGGUGAAAUCUGUAAUUUAAAAUCAUUUAACAGUGUCUUAUUUGAUCUUAUUUGAACUCUGACUCUAUGAGUAAUACAUUUUAAUUUGUUACAAAUGAACAAAUAAAAAUUUACGAACAAAACAAAA